Molecule: messenger RNA, 2780 nt
Organism: Cydia splendana
Lineage: Eukaryota; Metazoa; Arthropoda; Insecta; Lepidoptera; Tortricidae
Gene: Gp93
Product: endoplasmin homolog
Exons: 14
Coding region: 183-2507 (774 amino acids)
Biological process (GO): protein folding
Cellular component (GO): endoplasmic reticulum; perinuclear region of cytoplasm
Molecular function (GO): ATP binding; ATP hydrolysis activity; ATP-dependent protein folding chaperone
Source: RefSeq, a predicted model, not a curated record
GGAGCGGUGUCGUUUAUCACCUCCUUUCUUUUUCUCGAUUUUCUUCUAUCUGUCAGUUUCAAACGGAUCGCGAAGACCCAAGGAAGGCGACGCUACUAUUUCGUGUUAACCGGCGCAGUAUAAUUUAAUAUUAAUACAUAGUUUUUGAAUAAGUCGUUAUCACCCGCGAGGGAGAUCUAACAAUGAAGUACUUUUUGUUGUUGGGAUUGGGCCUCCUACUUCUCUCAGGAUGGACCGUGGCGCAGGAAGGUGUUGGGACCGUGGAGGAGAUGACGGUGGAUGCUGAUCUCGGUAUUUCAAGAGAAGGUUCCCGGACUGACGCGGAGGCAGUUGCCCGCGAAGCGGAGGCGAUCAACCCGGACGGCCUGAGCCCUGCGCAGAUGGCCGAGCUGCGGGCCAAGGCCUCCAAUCACACGUUCCAGACCGAGGUCAACCGCAUGAUGAAGCUCAUCAUCAACUCGCUGUACCGCAACAAGGAGAUCUUCCUCCGUGAAUUGAUCUCCAACGCGUCCGACGCUCUCGACAAGAUCCGUCUUCUGUCCCUCACCGACCGCAAGGUGCUGGACGCGACGGAAGACCUCGGAAUCCGCAUCAAGGCGGACCCGGAGCGCAGGCUACUCCACAUUAUAGAUACUGGUCUUGGCAUGACCAAGAAUGAUCUGGUCAAUAAUCUGGGCACCAUCGCCAAGUCUGGCACGGCUGACUUCUUGUCCAAGAUGCAAGAUGUUGAAAAGAGCGGCGCUCAGGAGAUGAACGACAUGAUCGGGCAGUUCGGCGUCGGCUUCUACUCGGCCUUCCUCGUCGCGGACCGCGUCACAGUCGUCUCCAAGCACAACGACGACGUACAACACGUCUGGGAGAGCGACGCCAACUCCUUCAGCGUAGCCCCUGAUCCAAGAGGAGACACCCUCAAACGCGGCACUCACAUCACGCUGCACCUGAAAGAAGAAGCCGCCGACUACCUACAGCCCGACACCAUCCGCGCGCUCGUGAAGAAGUACUCGCAGUUCAUCAACUUCCCCAUCCACCUGUGGGCCUCGCACACCGAGACCGUUGAGGAAGAGGAGGCCGAUGAACCCACUCCUGCUGGAGAUGAUGAGGAUGCUCAGGUCGAGGAUGUCACAGAAGAGAAGAAGGAAAAGAAGAAGACCGAGCGCACCGUCUGGGACUGGGAGCUCAUGAACGACAACAAGCCCAUCUGGACCCGCAAGCCCGCCGAGGUGUCCGACGAGGAAUAUGUCACCUUCUACAAGUCGCUCACCAAGGACACCAGCCCACCGCUUGCCAAGGCUCACUUCGUGGCCGAAGGCGAGGUGUCCUUCCGCGCGCUGCUGUUCGUGCCCCGCGCGCAACCAGCGGACUCCUUCAACCGCUACGGCUCCAAGACUGACCACAUCAAACUAUUCGUGCGUCGCGUGUUCAUCACCGAUGAGUUCAACGACCUCAUGCCCAACUACCUCGCUUUCAUCCAGGGUCUUGUGGACUCCGACGACCUGCCGCUCAACGUGUCCCGAGAAACCCUGCAGCAACACAAACUGAUCAAGGUCAUCAAAAAGAAGCUCGUCCGCAAGGCCCUCGACAUGCUCAAGAAGAUCUCUGAUGAUGAAUACGAGGGCUUCUGGAAGGAGUACUCCACCAACAUCAAACUGGGGGUAAUGGAGGACCCUAGCAACCGCGCUCGCCUCGCCAAGCUCCUGCGCUUCCACUCGUCGGCCUCCGAGUCCAUGACGUUCCUGGCCGACUACGUGUCCCGCAUGAAGAAGGGCCAGAACCACAUCUACUACAUCGCCGGCGCCAGCCGCGCUGAGGUGGAGAAGUCUCCGUUCGCCGAGCGCCUGGUCCGCUCCGGCUACGAGGUGUUGUACCUCACGGAGGCCGUGGACGAGUACUGCCUCGGCGCUUUACCCGAAUACGACGGAUUCAAGUUCCAGAACGUCGCCAAGGAGAUCUUCGACGUUAACGAGAGCGAGCAACAGAAGGAGCGCUGGGAGUCAUACAAGGAGCAGUUCCAGCCGCUGACCAAGUGGCUCGACCAGCAGCUGAGCCAGUUCAUCACGCGCGCCGCCGUGUCCAAGCGGCUGGCCAGGUCGCCGGCGGCGCUGGUGGCCACGGUGUUCGGCUGGACCGGCAACAUGGAGCGCCUCGCGCUCUCCAACGCGCAUCAGAAGGCUGACGAUGCGCAGCGUAAGCACCACCUGUCCCAGAAGAAGAUGAUGGAGAUCAACCCGCGGCACCCGCUGGUGCAGGAGCUGCUGCGGAGAGUGAACGAUGCUCCCGACGACCCCGCCACCAAGCUGGCCGCCAUGUCGCUCUACCGCACUGCUGCACUCAGAUCCGGCUUCAUGCUCCAAGAAGGGCAGGCGGUGGAGUUCGCCGAGUCGGUGGAGCAGAUGCUCGCGCAGUCGCUCGGCGUGCCCGCCGACGCCGCGCCGGACGACGACGACUUCCUCGACACCGGCGCCGACGCCGACGAGGAGGUGCCCGCCGAGGACCACGACGAGCUGUAGGACUCAAUGUUUAUAGACUGUAUGAAGCCAGGAGCUGUGAACACUGUAGUCACGUCUAAAAAUAUCUAAACGGUCAAAGUGCCAAAAAUGUAUAAGCGUCCUUAUUGCAAAUACAUGGUAUGUACAUAUUUUUGGCACUUUGUCCGUAUCAAUAUUUUGAGAUAUCAGUGGCACAAGAAGCACUCUGCUCAUUAGUGAACCGUAUCCACCUAAGUCCCAGAAUCAUACCAGUUUUUAAUUUUGGACCUUAUAUUACAUCAGUUAGCUAGCAGA